This is a messenger RNA of Anguilla rostrata (American eel), 3345 nucleotides long. RefSeq names its product transcription factor Maf-like. Gene Ontology annotation, molecular function: DNA-binding transcription factor activity, RNA polymerase II-specific; RNA polymerase II cis-regulatory region sequence-specific DNA binding. NCBI's taxonomy places the organism in Eukaryota, Metazoa, Chordata, Actinopteri, Anguilliformes, Anguillidae. The record is from RefSeq and is a predicted model, not a curated record. Gene Ontology annotation, biological process: regulation of transcription by RNA polymerase II. The transcript has a single exon. Bases 386 to 1357 code for a protein of 323 amino acids. Gene Ontology annotation, cellular component: nucleus.
CAUCUGCUUGGUGAUCCCUCAAAAAUUCUCCUACAAGCCUGGGGUCAUUUUUAUACGACUACAACUUCCCUAUUACUUAAGCAUUUGACCAUUUCAAAUGCACGCAAUGUAUUACUUGAAGAACCAAUGAAGAGGUAAAUGUCUGGAAGAGAAGCUACCGAUAUUCUGCAAAGAAAGGAGAGUGGAUGAACGCACGCACUAACCUGGUGCGUCCGCGUAUGAGACUCUGCAAAGGAAAUAAUUUUAUCAACGCCGCGGCAAAGCGAAAACACUUUUCUUGGUUUGAAUAGAUAAAUAAAAAAUCAAGCUGGCUCACACUCUCUCAAACCAGCAAAGUUUGACAGCUGGUCUUCAUCCUCUUUGGAGGACUGUCAACAGCAAACGGAUGGCAUCAGAACUGGCAAUGAGCAACUCCGACCUGCCCACCAGCCCCCUGGCUAUGGAAUAUGUUAAUGACUUCGAUCUGAUGAAGUUUGAAGUGAAAAAGGAGCCGGUGGAGUCCGAUCGCAGCAUCAACCAGUGCAGCCGCCUGAUCGCCGGGGGAUCCCUGUCUUCCACCCCGAUGAGCACGCCUUGCAGCUCGGUACCCCCUUCUCCAAGCUUCUCGGCGCCCAGUCCAGGCUCCGGGAGCGAACAGAAGGCACAUUUAGAGGACUUCUACUGGAUGACGGGUUAUCAACAGCAGUUGAACCCGGAGACUCUGGGCUUUUGCCCCGAAGACGCCGUAGAGGCGCUGAUCAACAGCACUCACCAACUUCAGACCUUCGAUGGCUAUGCUAGAGGGCAGCAAUUCGCUGGUGCAGGCGGAGGAGGAGGCACCAUGGGUGGGGAGGAGAUGGGAUCCGCAGCCGCUGUGGUUUCUGCAGUUAUCGCGGCUGCUGCAGCCCAGAACGGAGGUCCUCAUCACCAUCAUCAUCAUCACCAUCACGCUGGCGGUCAUCACCAGACACCCGGGGUCCCCACCAGUGGGAACUCGGGAGGAAGUCACCCACAUGUGCAUUUGGACGACCGGUUUUCGGACGACCAGCUGGUGACAAUGUCAGUGCGAGAGCUCAAUCGGCAGCUCCGGGGGGUCAGCAAAGAAGAAGUGAUCAGGCUGAAACAAAAGAGGCGGACCCUCAAAAACAGAGGCUAUGCGCAGUCCUGUCGCUACAAGAGGGUCCAGCAACGCCACAUCCUGGAAGGCGAGAAGUCACAGCUUAUUCAGCAAGUUGAUCACCUCAAACAAGAGAUAUCGCGACUAGUUCGGGAAAGGGAUGUCUACAAGGAAAAAUAUGAGAAGCUCGUCGGAAAUGGCUUCAGAGAAACCGGCUCCAGCAGUGACAACAACCCUUCAUCUCCAGAGUUUUUCAUGUGAGUGUCAGCAUUUGAAAAAAGAAAACAAAAAUCAAGCUUUUCAACGCCUUCAUUAAAAUGUCCAUGCGAGUAUUUUUUAUGGCGCUUGCUAUGCCAAGAACCACAUUUCCAGCCUUUGGCCUUUUUUUUUUUCAAAUUUGAGAAUUCGAGUUUGCAGAAGUUUUGGGGGGCUUGCAAUAGGAAGAUUGAACUUGUAUCCAGAAGUGUGUUCCUAAUAUGGAGCAUACUCUUUGAAACUUGCCAUUAAUUUCAUUUUUCUUAUGCAUAGGCCUACAUACAAUUGAUAAUGUUUUAUAUUUGUUAAGCUCAUGGGACUUUUUCAUUAUUGAUUUUGGCUUGCUGUGUUUUUUUAUAGAAAGAGCAACCAUUUUUUCUGUUUUUUUUUUAUCAUACAGUGCGUUUGUAUACAUACUUUGUUGUCGUUUAUGUAUCCAUUCGCCAAUGAUACUACAUCUAAGUUAAUCAGCCAUUUUUUUUCAUCUUUAAACGUACAAAAAAAGAAAAACCUGCCAAAUCAACUGCAACUACCUUCAAUAGUAAGUCUUUGGCCUCGUUUUCUAUUUUCAAACUCGGAGGAUUAAGUCUGCCAUUUUUAUCCGAUUCUCAUACCAUUCGUCAUACUUGCUAUUUUGAGUUUUGCAACAAAACUGUAACAGUUUAGAAACUAUUUCAUAUUUGUUUAAAAGAGACUAUAUAUUAUUAAACUGCCCUGCAUGCUGGACAUGUAGGCCAUGAUAUCUUUUUUGUGCUUUGAAAAUGAACUUCUGGAUGACUCCGCAUGGCAUUCAUAACUUUAUUUUGCCUUACCACUUUUUUGUGGAUUGCAAAAAAGUGUGCGGGACAUGCUCAAUCAACCCCUCCUGUGAAAUUAUAUCUUCACAUCUCAGCAAUUUUGAAUUGAACGCCGUCGACUCUGGUUUCCAUAGAAUUUACUGCAUUGACGUAUUCUUGUUGAAAGCUGUCAGACUGGAAUCCAUGUUGCGAGGGGAACGGACUUUACCAUUUCUGAAAGGAAUCGAUCCCUCGCUGGGACUAAAACUGUUGCUUAAAGCGGUUUGUUUAUUUAAUGAAUACCACCAUCCUUAUGUAUUGGGAAACCCUGGAAUGCUAUUGAUUCCUCGUAUAUAUUGUCAUUAAGUACAAUUUUAUAUUUCUGUAAACCUAAAAACAACAUGGUCAUGCUACAGGAUGUUAUUAAAAAAGGAACGUGAUAGAUAAUCUAGGUUUACUUAGACGUAGUUUUGAAAGUCCUGUGCACUAAAUUGAUUUUUUCUGUUUUCUAUUCUGUUUGUGUAAAGGGGAGGAGAGUUCAAAAUAUGUAAAAUUAUAUGGGAUUGUUCGCAACCCGAUUGUUUGAAUAAGUAAACAGAGCUUUUUAUGCAGCAUGUGCUUACAGUGAAAACAGAAGUUUGAGAGAUGUAGCCUUUUUAUACCACUGACUGUAUUUUAAGCCAAAGUAUUAAAUGGGUAUAGGGUGGGGGUGGGGGGUACUCAACUAGCUGAACGAUAACCAUGCAUUUAAAACGUAUUAUUUUAAAAAUAAAUUGAAGUAUUUGGGACUGAAUUGCACUAAGAUAUAACCUGCAAUCAUGUAUUACAUAAUAGAAGCUGUUUAGAACGCUAAUGAGCAGUUAUUAUUGACAUUGCUGGGUAAUUUAAUAAUGCGAUUUUAACGUGUGUUAUCAUGCAGGACAAGAUGUUUUUUUUUUAUUUGUUUUUUUUAAAGUCGAUUUCAUCGUUUCCAAGGCAAUAAUAUAAUAAUCGGUCAUGUAUGGACAUUGAUAUGUGGUCAGGGAUUGAUACCCUGCUUGUGCAAAAUGUGGAAAAUAUCAAUCAUCAAUAUUUGUUUAAAUAUAUGUUCAUUAAAAUAUUUCUUUUUAUAUAUAUUUUGCUGUGCAAAAUUGUCUUUCACUAACCAUAUGUGAUGUUCAUAUGCUUUUUUCCUUACAUAUAAUUAAACAAUAUGCAAUAAUAAAACAGUGAAAUAUG